AUGGUCUCUUCUACUGGUUCUUAUGGGCUAUCAGCUCUGUUGUCAGCCCUGCUGUCACUCUCCACCACCGCCAUUGCGACAAUCACUGCGAAGGGUCAAACCGUUGAACUCAAUGGACACAUCUACUACAUUCCCCCGACAGUAGUAGCAACCCUGAAAGCUGAUGCGCACGUGUUCGGCAAACUCAAUGGCUUGCAACCUCUGACGGUCAUUCGGAGCGAUGUCUUGAAGCUGACAAGCUCAAUCCUUGAUUCAGUAGUGAGCACCUACGAGUCUGCUGACGAUGUCUUUAACGCUGGGUUCCUCGACAACAUCUACGUCCAGUAUAACGGUACCUCCAAGAAACCCUCAGAGAAUGUGUCAACCCAUUCUUCAUGGGGCCCUAAAAUCCUGGGAUACGCAUCUGCAUAUGGUACCAAGAAAUCAAAGACAGUGAUCUCAUCAUCGACCCUGCCUGCUGGUCCAUAUUUCUUGGAUCCGUCUAGUGGAGCCGUUUUUGAAGCCUGGCUAUUAUAUUCCGAUGUGAUGGGCUCUUUCACUCAGGGAUUGCUCCCAGUUGGUGACGAUGAGUAUGAUGUUUUGCCGGCAAGCUUGCAGGGCUAUGCGUCGUUGACCAUUGGUGUUCCUUCACGGCUGUACUAUACCAAGACAGCGGAUAAGCCUUUGGCUGGUGUUCGUCUCGGUGUCAAAGAUAUUUAUGAUAUCAAGGGUGUCAAAACAGGCUGUGGCAACCGCGCUUACUAUGAAACGUACCCAGCCGCUAACUCUACCGGCCCUGCAGUUCAAUCCCUCAUUAAUGCGGGCGCCAUCAUUGUCGGAAAGAUGAAGACCAGUCAAUUUGCCAAUGGCGAGACCGCCACUGCUGAUUGGGUUGAUUACCACUCCCCCUUCAACGCCCGCGGUGACGGGUACCAGGAUCCUAGCUCAUCAUCGUCCGGUCCUGGCUCUGGUAUUGGAUCUUAUGACUGGUUGGAUUUGGCAAUUGGAAGUGAUACCGGAGGCUCAAUUCGCAACCCUUCGCAGGUGAAUGGAUGCUUCGGCAACCGACCCUCGUGGAACUUGGUCUCUUUGGAUAAGGUUAUGCCCAUGUCUCCGCUUUUGGACACGGCCGGAUUCUUGACAAGAGAUGUGGAAUUGUGGCGCGCUGCUGCGGAGGUGUUGUACAAGGAUGCAGGCCUGAAAUCCUACACCAAGUACCCCAAGUCUAUCAAGACGAUUGAGUUCCCAACCAAUGCCUCGACCCCAGCUGAGGGCCUUUUGAUCAAUUUUGUGGACAAGCUAUCGUCCUUUUUGGGUGGUGCGAAUGUUUCUGCACUUGAUUACGAUGCUCUCUGGGAAUCCACCAAGCCUUCGACUGUUGCCGCCAAUACUACCCUCGACACCAUGUUGCCUCUCACUUACCCUAUCCUCAUUUCGAAGCAGCAGUAUCCUCUCGUUGCUGAACCGCUAUAUUCAGCCUACGCGGCUGCCAAUGGAGGUCGCAAGCCAUUUAUCGACCCCGUGCCUCUGUCCCGUUGGGGUUGGGGACUUGGAUACCCGGACUCGCAACUGGAGACUGAAAUCGAACACAAGAACAUCUUUACCAACUGGUGGAACACAACUGCCCAGGUAUUCGACGAGGAGACUUGCUCAGACAGUUUGAUUCUUUACAUUGGAACUGAAGCGACACCAGUCUACCGCAAUACUUACCGGAGCAUGCCAGGUGCCCCGGUAGGAUUUGCUACGUCUCGUAUCGCCAACUUUGCUGGUGUGCCCGAUAUGGUCGUUCCGAUCGGCCAAGCGCUCUACAACUCUACCAUUACCCUGCAGCAGGAAUACCUGCCUGUCGCAGUGGAUUUCAUCGCACCUCACGGCUGUGAUCUGAUGGUCUUCAACCUGAUCAAUGAGCUGGUGGAAGCUGGUAUCGUGAAGCAGCCUCACGCUGGAUCGACUUUGUAUGGAGAUGAGGCGACUUACUAUUGA
Messenger RNA from Penicillium samsonianum, 1962 nucleotides. RefSeq lists its product as uncharacterized. The transcript is spliced from 4 exons. The record is from RefSeq and is a predicted model, not a curated record. NCBI's taxonomy places the organism in Eukaryota, Fungi, Ascomycota, Eurotiomycetes, Eurotiales, Aspergillaceae. The coding region runs from base 1 to 1962 and encodes 653 amino acids.